Messenger RNA from Megalops cyprinoides (Indo-Pacific tarpon), 2392 nucleotides. Its product is annotated as insulin-like growth factor-binding protein 2-A. Bases 54 to 881 code for a protein of 275 amino acids. The transcript is spliced from 4 exons. Gene Ontology annotation, cellular component: extracellular region. Gene Ontology annotation, molecular function: insulin-like growth factor II binding; insulin-like growth factor I binding. Lineage: Eukaryota; Metazoa; Chordata; Actinopteri; Elopiformes; Megalopidae. The record is from RefSeq and is a predicted model, not a curated record. Gene Ontology annotation, biological process: regulation of insulin-like growth factor receptor signaling pathway.
CCUGAACUUGCUAACCACUGCUUAUAGCUACUACGUUUUCAGUUAGUGGUAAAAUGAUAUCGCUCUUCCGUUGGAGGUUUUUGGUGGUGUCCGUGGCGUUCCUGGGCAUCGCGCUUGGGGAGGUGGUGUUCCGUUGUCCGAGCUGCACCGCAGAGCAACAGGCUGCGUGCCCGGAGCUCACGGUCUCUUGUGCAGAGAUAGUCAGGGAGCCUGGCUGCGGCUGCUGUCCCGUGUGCGCUCGACAAGAGGGCGAAUUUUGCGGCGUGUACACCCCAAGAUGCUCUAGCGGGCUGCGCUGCUAUCCCAAACCGGAUUCCGAUUUACCUCUGGAGCAACUUGUAAAGGGACUCGGGCGAUGUGGGCACAAAGUGGACAUAGAUCCCUCGGGCGGUGAGAUAAGCGGAGAGCUUCUCCCCCAGCCCGAGGAGGACCUGACCGAGAUCCCGUCCCUGAGGAAGCCCGGCAAAGAUGUCGCUUGGUUUGGGCACAAGGAGAGCGCAGUCCGACAGCAUCGGAAGGACAUAGAGACCAAGAUGAGGGUCAACAAAGCCGAAGAAUCCAAAACACCUCGUUUGAUGCCCAGCCAGUGCCAACAGGAGCUGGACCAGGUUCUGGAGCGGAUCUCCAAGAUGCCCUUCAGUGACAGCCGGGGUCCCCUGGAGGACUUAUAUGCCUUACACAUCCCCAACUGUGACAAAAAGGGGCAGUACAACCCAAAACAGUGUAAGAUGUCUGUUCGAGGACAGCGGGGUGAGUGCUGGUGUGUCAGUCCCCUCACUGGCAGACUCCUGCCCUCCUCCCCUACUGUGAGAGGGGACCCCAACUGCAGCCAGUACCUGGACGUGCUGGAGACCCAGCCCUAUGCUAUUCCCAUAAACUAGCCUAUCCUAAACCCUCCCAAAGACUGAUCAAGUCUGACACGACACAGGAAAAAACAAUUUCCUACAAGAAAGAUACUGUGUGUUUGUGCACGUACAUUUCUGUUUGUGCGUAUGUAUAUGCGAUAUCUUUGUGUACAUUAAAGCAGAGACCAGAAGAAUAAUCCAAAUAUGAAAUAAGGGGAAACUAAUAAAAAGGCAGUCCUGACCCUCUCAGAUUUGAAGUGCAGAUUUCAUAAGGCUAAAUGCAGUGUCCUUUUCUUGGAUUCUUCUGUCUCCUUGUAUUUAGAAACUGUUUUUCAGUACUGUGGAGGCUGCCAGAGUGGUCUUUGAAACCUGUGUCUAUCUCUUCAUCCAGCAGUGUCAUUAUUACAGACAAGCUGACUGAGCAAACUGAGCUUCUGCCAUUCAGACCAAUUGUCCAUUUCUAUUUAUUACACGUUGGCUCCUUCAUAAAUAAGUUCCUUGACCUCACUAAUCCUGCUUGCUUUUCAGUUCUUGAGCAAAACCUGCUUGGUUUUCCUGUGCCUGCUGAACAGCUUCGCUCUGACAUCAGCAGUUCCUGUCUCUCCUCUCUCUCUGGGGCAGGCUCUGGCCCCAUCACAUCUACCAGCAAAAGCUGGCCUUUGCUGCUUUUGUGUCGAAGCCUGGAAGGGACAGCCAGCUUACCCACUGGAGAAAAGUUACACUAUGGUGAAAUUUUGCUGAUCGCCUCUGUAGGGUCUGAGAAGGGUGACAAACAAUUCUAUCAAUCAUCAUAAUCAUAGUGACAGAUGCCAAGUGUAUAUUAAACUGGCAGGUCAAAAGCCUUGACCUCUACAUUGGAUGGCCCCUCUCAUUUAAAUCCUCAGUGUGCCGUACCACAGACUGCUUAAAUGAGCGUAUCAUUUAAAGGAGUGAAAACCUGGCUCACGAGGCAUGAUUACUGUCUCUGUGUGUAUACUGCAGUGAUUUUCAAAGGCAUCCAUACAUGCAUUGCUUAGCCUGUGAAGUGUCAUCAGCAACUGCGCACAUGCUGGGACAUUUGUCCCACUUAUGUCCCUGCAGUUUGAUAUAGGCUUCUGUUAGCCUGCGGUGGUUCAGUAAAUUUUACGGUAGCUUGAGUUUGGCCUGGUUUAAAAAAGAAAUGAACCUGGGCCCCUGCAGUGUGUUGCAUUGAUUCACCGGGGCAGGCACAAGUGGAAUGCUGGCUGGACUCGGGUGCGAGAGAGAGAGAGGGAGAGAGAGAAAGAGAAACCAUUCACCUUCUGCUAUAGAGUCAAAGUUUGGGUAAUUUGGGGUUGCACAAAGUGUCCUCGAAGUGACAUGGGACAUUUCUUGAUAAAGCAGAACACUCUAUGCCAUACCUGUAUUUAAUUUCUCAUUGGUGAAGGCAAAAGUAGGAGGAUAUUUGAUAGCAUAUUUUGCCUAAAUUCAGUGUACUGUUCUAUUUACAUUUCAGCAUUGAAAUUGAGUAAUAGGUGGAAAAAAUGCCACUGCCUUCUUAAAGCCAGAGAGUGAGAUUUGCGAGCAAA